CGUGGUCGCCACAAGUUCUUGCCUCCCAACUAAUUUCUCAACCUUCGGAAAAAGAAAAAAGAAAAGCAGUUCCCACUUCCCAGCCGUCCGUCGCUCGAGCUCAUCGUCCAUGGCGUCGAUUUUUAAUCUGGCGGGCGUAGGGCUCUCGUCACCGGCGGCGGCGCCGAGGCGGAGCAGGGGCGGAGGAUUCGCCGGCGCGGCCGAGAGAGCGAGGACGAGGCGGGUGGUGUCGGUGAGGGCGGAGGUUCAGGCCAUAAACCCCGAGAUCAGGAAGAGCGAGGAUAAGGUCGUGGACUCCGUCGUCGUGUCCGAGCUCUCGAAGCCCCUCACUGCUUACUGCAGAUGCUGGAGGUCUGGUACUUUCCCCCUCUGUGAUGGGAGCCAUGUGAAGCACAACAAAGCUACCGGGGACAAUGUUGGUCCUUUGCUGCUGAAGAAGCCAAAAGAGUAGAUUGUACUGUAUUCAAAUGGCUAAUUUGGCAUGUUAAGCUGAUAGUCUGAACUUUGAGCAUGUGUGCAGUGAAUUUUGUCUGUCGUGCUACGGAACAUAUUGAGUUGCUGCUCCGCUAAUGAAUAAACUAAAAGAAUUGUUUGCGUAAAUGGAUCUUUAAGGUUUCAUCCAUCGUGUAGUUGAUGUUUUCUUUCCCAAGUUUGUUUGCAUAAUUAUUUAUGCUAUGACUUUUGAAGCUGGAGUGUCACCCCGCUAUUA
Messenger RNA from Eucalyptus grandis, 709 nucleotides. Its product is annotated as CDGSH iron-sulfur domain-containing protein NEET. The coding region runs from base 110 to 451 and encodes 113 amino acids. Gene Ontology annotation, biological process: regulation of autophagy. The record is from RefSeq and is a predicted model, not a curated record. The transcript has 2 exons. NCBI's taxonomy places the organism in Eukaryota, Viridiplantae, Streptophyta, Magnoliopsida, Myrtales, Myrtaceae. Gene Ontology annotation, cellular component: mitochondrial outer membrane; intracellular membrane-bounded organelle. Gene Ontology annotation, molecular function: 2 iron, 2 sulfur cluster binding.